Purpureocillium lilacinum is the source of this 3282-nucleotide messenger RNA. RefSeq lists its product as uncharacterized. The record is from RefSeq and is a predicted model, not a curated record. Lineage: Eukaryota; Fungi; Ascomycota; Sordariomycetes; Hypocreales; Ophiocordycipitaceae.
AUGGAGCUGGGCGAGGGCGAGGGCGAUCGGCCGCCUGGGGCAGCACGAACGAGCGGAUCGCGAUCUGCUUCAAACGAGCUUCGGGUCAAGCAUGAGGGAAGGAAACCACUUUUCGGAGGCAACAAGACCAUCGUCCGGAGGGACGACCCCAGCCGCCUUUCAGACUCGCCGCGAGCGACAUCAAGAUUCACCGCCGGCCUUCCGGCGCGACAGCCGCUGACCGCUCAGCGGCGCACCAACUCGGAGCCGCAGUCUGCGUCGAGGGAACGGCGAGACAGCAACAGCAACAGCAACCUGAGCGUCUCGUCGUCGGGCGGCACGCGCAUCCCGCGGCCGAGCAGCGCCACGUUUCGACAACGACGGCCGUUAUCGCUGUCCGAAGCGUUCAGGCUGGCCGAGGACGAGGAAAGGGCCGCACAGGGCGUCGAUGGCUCGCCCAGUCCCGCCCCACGGACCUGGCGGGCUAGGGGCGGCCAGGACGAGGCGAAGCAGAGGGAGCAGCUGAGCCACGACCAUCUCGACACCAAGGCGCGAAGCAAGCAGUCGGAGAAACCAGCCGGUGGUCUGUACUCACGGGAGCGUUUCGAGGAACUCAAGAAUAGGGCCCGACAAGGUUCCGGCGCUGCCACGGAUCCCGACUCUAGCGAUAGCCUCAACAUUCCGGCGCUCGUCCCCGGCAUCGAGGACGUGCCCAUCCGUUCUAUAGAGACCGAUGAUAGGCCCGCAGUCCGGUCCCCGCUCAAGGGCGCGGAGAACAGAUCACCACACAAGAGCUUUGGCUGGGGCGAAUUCGACGAGGACUUUACGGGAGGCGACCUGCAGAUAUCCGACAGCCCUAGGAUCAAAGUCGGAAGCAACAAGCCUUUUGCACACCGCCCCUCGCUGAUAAGCAGCGAGGAGAAGCUGGCCGUCCGUUCGCCCGCACGGCUGACCCAGCCCGGCUCGCGCAACACCAAGCUGGACGAGAUUAGAGAUCGCGAACGCGAGUUGACGAGCAGGGUGCUCGCCGAGCGCCCGCAGCCGAGACAGCGGAAUUCUAGGCUGGACGAGAUCCGCGCACGCGAGAAGCUGGCGGAGCAGCAGAUACCCAUACCGAACCGAAACCUACCGCGGCCCAAAAACACCAAACUCGAUGACAUCCGCCAGCGAGAGAGCGAGGGGCUCUCGCGAAAGGCUUGGGCCGCGGCGCGCCUCGAAGAGAUUCGAGAGCAAAACUCCAUGUCGCGCUCGCUGUCGCCCGAGGAGGCAAGGCCACAGUCGAGCCGAGAAGUGCGGAAGACGACGCCGGGAAGGAUACCCACCAGGUCCAAGUCGGCAUACGAAGAGGGCGGCGAGAGGAUACCCGACACGCCCGUCACCGUCUACAAGAACCAGCGCAGCGCGGGCGUCGCAACCGCCGUCGAGCCUUCCGCAGCUGCGGGUUCGGGUCCCGCUGCCGACAACCCGGACAAGAACUUGGAUUCAUACGACUGGCUGCGGCGGUUGGCGAGGGCCACAAGCGAAAGCCCAGUCCCCGAAAAUGGAGGCAAGAAGAAGACCGAGAAGUCGGAGCAGCCACGCAGUGAGCAAGAGGUUGUGUCCGAAAAGCUCCCGAAACCCGCCCUGUCCAGGCGACCCUCCAGCGACGAUCGCAAGCCAGCCCCAAGCACGGCUGUCAACGGCAGAAAUGACAACCCGCGGCUGACGGUGGGCUUUGCCGGCGUCCCGCGGGAGCAGUCGAGCGACUCAGCUAAGAGCAAGAGGUCGAGCUUGCACUCCGAUCAGGACCCGACGGACAGAUAUGAUUCUGAGAUGAAAUUGUUUGCUCCGCACGAAAACCAUUCAGAGCGAGGCUCUGUCCGCGCGCCCUCACCGCCGCCGGACUUGGACAUUGAUGACAAGGUCACGGAAGCGACGCCUAAACCGCCAAGGCCUGACCCGUUGACCAUGCCGACGCCCAAAGUCACGGGGGCCUACGUCGAAACUCCUGCCACCGUAAAAGUCGACAAGUUACCGGAGCACGCCACGAUCCCAGACGCGGCAGACGACCAAGUGCUGAUACCCGCGAUAUUUCGUGAAAGAAGGACGAACAACGACCGGAGAAGUCGAGAUCACGACUCGGCAUCCGACCCAGGUGUGAGCGACAGCAAGGACAGCGAGGCAACGACUAAGAGACGGCCACGUUCACGAUCGCUGCCGCGUCGCAGACCGCCUCUCAAGAACUCGGCCAAGCUUCCGUCUGUUCGCGACGACCUGCUCGAGCUGCAGCGGAUGCACAACAUUGACGACUCAACCAUGGACGACCUCGAGGAUAUCCUGACGGGUCGCAAAGCGGCGUCCCCGAAACUCGAGCAGAUCUUGAAGGAGAUUCCCCCCAACACCAACGAACCUACCCUCAAGCGCGAGCCUACCGAGGACGUUGCGCCAACGAGCAAAAAGGUCUCCGACAAGGACACAUCCGAGGGCGAGUCGGCGCUCUUUGAUCGCCUGACGCAGAGACUGCGGACUGGGCUGCUGGGCAUCCGCAGCGCCAAGAAGGGCAUCGAGCGGCUCGAGGACCAGUUUGCGCACGCGGGAAAGAGGUCGACCUCACCGAGCUCGGAUGUGACGAAGACAAAGCCCAUCAAGCAACCUGUCACACUACCCACCAAAAGCCACGCGCACGCCACGCCAGCGAGACACGAGGAGCAAUGCCCCGACUGCCAGGCGAAACCCGCCCCCGGGGUCGCUUACAUUCACCUCCCCGUCCCGCGCCUGUACACCACCACGCCGCGAUUCCGCUUCACCUGGAUAGGACUUCUGCUCUUUACGCUCUCGGUGUGGUACGCAGCCGAGUCGGCAAUGUGCGCCAAAUUUUGCCGCCCGACGAGGUGCUCGCCAGCCAGGCCAUGCAUCUACUCGUACCUCGACCCCACGUUCGGCUCUGCCCUGCCGGUUAAGCUCGACCAGUGGACAACGGGGGGCCACGGGCGGGAGCUGUGGGAAUGGGCGGCGGAGGAGCUGGGCGACUUUGCCGCCGACGUGGAGGACGCGCUCCGGGGCCGGCACAUCACCGACGUCCCGCUUGAGGCGCUGUCGACGCUUCAGAGGCGGCGGCACAGACGGCGGCUUCGCAAGAAGGGCCUCGUCCAGCCAUGGCCGGACCCGUCGCCCGAGCAGCAGGCCAUCUGGGACGAGUGGCGGCGCGUGCGCCUGGCCAGGGAGCGCGCCCAGGAGGCACGCCAGAUGGGCUACGAGGUGACCGCCGACGAGUACGAGGACACCGCUGCCGCUGUGGGAGACGACCAGCCCGCAUGGAACUGA